Schistocerca gregaria is the source of this 722-nucleotide messenger RNA. RefSeq names its product probable holocytochrome-c-type synthase. Lineage: Eukaryota; Metazoa; Arthropoda; Insecta; Orthoptera; Acrididae. Gene Ontology annotation, biological process: cytochrome c-heme linkage. Gene Ontology annotation, molecular function: holocytochrome-c synthase activity. The record is from RefSeq and is a predicted model, not a curated record. The transcript is spliced from 3 exons. Gene Ontology annotation, cellular component: mitochondrion. The coding region runs from base 23 to 703 and encodes 226 amino acids.
AGUGUGAGACGCAUCAUACAACAUGUCCCAUGAAGACGGAUUACCAGAUAACUCCAGCUGUCCCUUUCAGCAUGAGCCUCGCGUAGCGCCCAACCUAGCCGAGUUAGAAUUGAACGGGGGUGAGGGGACGACGUGGCACAACAAAGAGACUGUGGACCAUCCCAUGCAGGAAAAAGUCAGACUAAAAACCGACUAUCCCAGCCAGGAUCCUCGCCUCUCAAAUAUUGCUGUCGCGUCCAAUAUACCCAAAGGCGGGUCCGAUGGCCAACAGUAUUGGCAAUAUCCUUCUCCGCAGCGUUUUUUUAAUGCUAUGAAAAGAAAAGGGCAUGACCCUCGAGUCGAGGAUAUGCAGGCCAUCGUGGGUAUCCACAAUACGGUAAAUGAGAAAUGCUGGCGCGAGGUCAUGGAAUACGAAAAGUACCAUUUAAAAGAAUGCCCGUUGCCCAAGCUAUUGAGAUUUCAAGGAAAGGCAGAAAGUUAUUCGCCAAAAGCUAGACUGAGAAGCUGGAUGGGAUAUGUCCUUCCAUUCGACCGUCAUGACUGGAUAAUUGAUCGAUGUGGAAAGGAACAAAGAUAUAUUAUAGACUUUUAUCAAGGCAGCACAAAGGACACUCAGGGGAGACCCUCUAUCUACGUAGAUGUUCGUCCAGAUUUGAGCUUCAGUGGCGCUAUUGACCGGGUUCGCCACGCCUUAGAUCAGUAAGAUUGUUCAUAAGUUUUGU